AUGAGCGUCAAGAACGAACCGAAGAUGGGCGUGGCUACGGUGAGCACCAUAACUAACCGGGCAGUCGUUCAGCUAUACACACCCGGACUACAUAUGGUCUACGUCUCUCUAGCUUACGGUAGAUUUCGCCUUGUGACCGUCCGAAGUGCUGUAAGCAGGAGUCGAAUUCUGAACAUGGCUGACUGCCCUGUCCGUGUCCGUCAUCUCUGCUAUGGAUGA
This is a messenger RNA of Cylicostephanus goldi, 219 nucleotides long. The record is from the annotation of a GenBank genome assembly. Lineage: Eukaryota; Metazoa; Nematoda; Chromadorea; Rhabditida; Strongylidae.